AUGAAGUUUCUCCUCGCAACCAUCACCUUCCUCAUCCCUCUGUCCUUCGCACUUCCCGCACCGCAAGAGGGUGACACCCAGUGCCAAACCUUCUGCACACUGGAAUACAACCCUCAAUGUGGCAGAGACGAGGCUGGAAAUACCAGGACCUUCUCCAACCCCUGCGUUUUCAGGAAGCACAACUGCGAGAAUCCAGAGCAAGUCUACACGCAGGUUGAGCUCUCGGAAUGCAAUGACUCGACAUCUAAAUAG
This is a messenger RNA of Aspergillus ruber CBS 135680, 252 nucleotides long. RefSeq lists its product as uncharacterized. The record is from RefSeq and is a predicted model, not a curated record. NCBI's taxonomy places the organism in Eukaryota, Fungi, Ascomycota, Eurotiomycetes, Eurotiales, Aspergillaceae. The transcript has 2 exons. Gene Ontology annotation, molecular function: protein binding. Bases 1 to 252 code for a protein of 83 amino acids.